AUGGAUAAAUUUAAAGAAUUUUUAAUUUCCUUCAAAAAGAUCAUACCAGAUAUUGGAUUGUUGUUGGUCGGUGCAUUCGCUCACUUACUAUUCAUCUUGUUCUCUCCAAUCUUCCAUAUCAUCGGUCAACUAAAAUUAAAACAAUUCCCAGAACCAAAGACAAUCAUCAUUACUGGUGCAUCAAGUGGAAUCGGUAGGGAAUUAGCGUUGUUGUACGCAGCCAAAGGUAAGUUCCUUGCUUUGACCGGAAGAAAUCAAGAGAGAUUGAAUGAAGUUGCCAAACAGUGUCGUGCCAAGGGUGCCACCGUUGAGACUACAACCAUUGGUGUCACCAACCGAUCAGAGCUGGAGCAAUGGAUCGAUAUGAUCGACAAGAAAUCAAAUGUAGAUGUCGUCAUUGCCAAUGCCGCCGUUUCAGAGCCAUCGGCACCAAACGAUCUCUCCUAUGAGGAAAAAGUGCGUUACUUGACCGACACCAAUGUCUAUGGUGUACUGAACACCAUACUCCCAUUGCUCCAGAGAUUCCGUGAUCGUCAUCACGGUCAGAUCGUCGUUGUCGGUUCACUCUCUACCUACGUCACACACAUCUUCCCAGCGUACGUCGGAUCGAAGAGCUGGUGUCACGGUUGGACCAACACACUCCGUCAGGAACUUGCUCCAUACGGUAUCGGUGUUACCUACAUCGCACCGGGCAUGGUCGACACUCACAUGAGCGACGUUCUCGGUGACAUGAAGAAGCCAAUGAUGAAAUCACCGCGUGACUCUGCCAUCAUCUUCAAGGAUGCAAUCAGCGAGAACGCACCAUGGGUCACCGAUAACACACCUACUCACUACCUCGUCUAUCUUCUCAACACCGUUCCACUCAGAUUGAAAGAUGGAUAUCAAGUCUUGACAAACUACGGUUAUCCAGAUGGUAAUAAAAUGCAAGAUCCAUACUAUUUUGGACAAAGUAAUAUUCAACAAUCUAUUAAAGGAUUACAAGCAUUACAUCAGAGAUGGCAAGCACUUUUAGACACAAAUACAUUCAAGAAUGAAGAGUUUAGAUGGAGUCAGAAUGAGUUAAAGAGAAUAUUGAACGAUGUGGAAGCAGAUAUCAACGAUCUGAUGGACUCGAUUCUGGUGGUCGAGAAAUUCCCAGAUCGUUUCAAUAUCGAUAUGAUGGAGAUUGAAAAGAGAAAACGUUUUAUUAGAGAAUCGAGAGCUGCCGUAGAUGAUGUCAAACGUGACAUGAGCUCACAACAAGUCACCGCCAAAAUCGAGCGUGACAAACAGAAUGAACUACUCAACACCGAAAGAAGACAAAACAUGCAGAGAGAAUCGAAAUACUCUGGAAUAAAUAGAGCAUACGAGGAGGAUACCAAUGAAUUCUUAAGAGAGAAUAUGCAAAUUCAACAAGAAUAUUUCAAUAAUCAAGAUCAAGAAUUAGAAGAGUUGGCACAAGGUGUUGCAAUCAUCGGUGAAAUGGGUCAUGCCAUGAAAAAUGAAGCAGAGAUUCAAGGUAAUAUUUUAGAUAGACUGGGUGAUCGUGCAGCCAAGUCACAAGGUGCACUCGGUGGAGUCAUGAGAAGAUUAGAUAAAUUGAUGGAGGCGACAAGUAGUAAAGUACAAUGGUUAAUGAUUGGUAUUCUAGCUGCUAUUUUUGUUAUUUUAGUUGUUAUUUCUUUAACUAUAUUAAAGAAAAAAUAA
Messenger RNA from Heterostelium album PN500, 1686 nucleotides. RefSeq names its product putative syntaxin 10 (gene syn10). Gene Ontology annotation, biological process: Golgi vesicle transport. The record is from RefSeq and is a predicted model, not a curated record. The transcript has 5 exons. Gene Ontology annotation, cellular component: membrane. Bases 1 to 1686 code for a protein of 561 amino acids. NCBI's taxonomy places the organism in Eukaryota, Evosea, Eumycetozoa, Acytosteliales, Acytosteliaceae.